AUGAUAAUUGGAGCAAUUAAAGUAAAGGAUGGUCUUUUCAUAGGAGAUGAAUUAGCCUCUAAAGUAAAAAUACAAUCUUAACAUAAUAGGAUCUUGAAUUCGUCAUCCAGAACAAAGUAACUAGAAUUGUUAAUUGUGCAGCUAAACAAUUGCCAUGCGUAUUUGCAAAUUACGGUGUUACAUAUCUGAAAUUCAAUUGGUUAGAAAAUGAAAAAGUACAUCCUAUUUAUCAUGAAUAAGUAAAUACUAUUUCCAAAUGAUACUGUUAAUGAAAUCUUUCAAUUUAUAGAAUAAGCACAUAAUAACGGAGAAUCUGUUUUGGUUCAUUCAAUAAGAGGACAAUCUCGUUCAUGUUGUGCACUUGCUGCCUACUUUAUGAGAAAAUAUAAAUGGAAACUUUAUAAGACUUUGGAGUUUCUCAACUCUAGAAGACCAGAUCUUGAAAUUAGAGCCAGUUUUUAUCAUCAAUUAACUUAAUUGGAGUCUAAACUAAGUAAGAAGGGUGAAGGUGGUCUAUCAAGUUCAUGGCAACCACAAGAAGAAUAAGAUCUACCCCUUGAAGAAGAUGAAAAACUUCUUAGAAAUACAUUUAUGAAUGCAAAAUCUAGUUCAGUUGAUUCUUGUUGGUUAGAUAGAAGAUUAUUUAAUUAAUAUCUGAAUGAAAAUAGAGUUAGAACAAUUACUUGGGCAGAUGAAACAUUAGUUAAAAAGUCAUAAAAAAAAAUUAAAUCGUCUAAUACCAAGAAUGCUGUUAAAUUAAAUAGUUAAAAUAAUAUAAGUGGAAAUAUUUACCAUGUUACAGUUAAUAAUUAUGUAACUCUAAAAGAAGAAUUAGAAAAAUAUAAUUCUAGUCUGAAUUCAAGAGAGAAUCAUUAACUUAUUAAACCAAAUAGUGGUACUAUCAAAAGACAAUAAAAUGAUAGUUUAAAAAAACAUUAAGAAUAAAAACUUAAAUAAUAAGGGAAAUCUCAAUCAUUAAAAUAAUAAAAAAGAGAUCCAACUGACAGACCUAAAUCUGCCUAUGUGUACUAAUCUUAAUUAUUCUAGAUAGCCUGAAAUUCAACCACCUGUGAAUAUUCCAAAACCAGUACACUUUCCAUAUCGUUAAUUUUCACCUGUUGUAAAAGGUAAUUUAAUUUGAUAUAUUUAGGAAAUAAUAUUCCAAAAGUAACAUAAUUGAUUCCAACUAAUAAAAGCAAAGGAUGGAGAUAUCCUUCACCUGGAUAAUUGAAAAAUGAUGAUGAUUUUAUGCAAUCUUUCAUAAAUAGUAAACCUGUAUGGAAAUGA
Molecule: messenger RNA, 1287 nt
Organism: Paramecium pentaurelia
Lineage: Eukaryota; Ciliophora; Oligohymenophorea; Peniculida; Parameciidae
Source: the annotation of a GenBank genome assembly